AUGGCUGAUUCUGAAGAAGAAAACGAUAAAGAUAUAAUGUCUGGAAUCAAUAUGACUGGUUUCUUAUUUGGAAACAUUGAUGACAAUGGUCAAUUAGAAGAUGACAUUCUUGAUCCAGAAGCUAAGCAACAUUUAGCUUCACUGAAUCGACUUGGGUUAAGUUCAUUUAUCCGUGAAAUGAUGCCAAAUGAAGAUAUUACUGAAGAAAAUGAUAAUGAAUUUAAUGACAAAUGUAAAGAAGAAAAUGAAACAGUUGAUGAUACAGAUAUCAACUAUGUUGAAAAAUCACCUAGUGCUCUUGAUUUUUCUGAUAUAAAUGAAUUAGCAGAGGAUGAAAAGGAAGAUAGUAAACAAGAUAUGCUUGAAGUAAAAGCUGAAAAAGAAAAUGCAGAUUAUGAUGCAGAUGAUGAAGAGGUUGUUAAUAAAUCUGAUACACAAUUAAUGCCACCUCCUCCAAUACCUGAAGAAAAAGAAGCACUUACUGCAGAAGAAGCAGAAGCUGCACGUCAGCGUAAAUUAGAAACUCCUCUUGCUUCUAUGUUACCAUCAAAAUAUGCCAAUGUUGAUGUUACUGAAUUAUUUCCUGAUUUUCGAGCUAACAAAGUACUAAGGUUUUCAAGAUUGUUUGGUCCAGGGAAGCCUAGUAGUCUUCCACAAAUAUGGAGAGGUGUUAAAAAGAGACGUAAAAAAAAGAGACAUCAUGACAUUAGAGAUUCUGAUUCUGGUUCUGAUCAAGAAGAAAAGAAACCAAAGUUUAAGGGUUGGAUAAUGCAGUAUGGUUCAGACCCAGCUCCAGACAUGUGUUGCUCUGAUGAUGAAAAUAAAUUGUUAAUGCCAGUAGAAGAUAAAGAACAAGUUGGUAAAACUGGUGACACUGGAGAAAAUGGUGAUAUGGGACCAAAGGUAGCAGAUUGGCGUUUUGGACCUGCACAGCUUUGGUAUGAUAUGCUUCAAGUUCCAGAAACAGGGGAUGGGUUUAAUUAUGGAUUUAAACUUGUUGAUAAGGUAUCUAAUUUAUAUUGUAUCAAAGAUAUCAGAGACGCUAGUGAGGAAUUUUCUGAUGAUGCAUUUUUAAUGGUGUCACAAUUACAUUGGGAAGAUGAUGUUAUAUGGAAUGGUGAUGAUAUAAAGCAUAAGGUGUUACAGAAAUUAAAUAGUAAAAAUAAUGCAGCUGGAUGGGUACCAUCAAGUGGAAAUAGAACUGCUCAAGCAUUUAGUCAACCAGGCAAAGGUGCACCUGUACCAGUCGCAUCAAAUGUCCGAUUAGCCACUUCUCAAAUUACGACGCCAUUACACAUGCAGUCUCAAAAAAAUAAAAUGAAGAAAAAUAGUAAUAUGAAUAAAGGAAAUCAACAACAGUCACGGGAAGAAAAUUAUGACGACACUUGGUAUUCGAUUUUUCCCGUCGAAAAUGAAGAAUUAGUAUAUGGACUUUGGGAAGAAGAAGUAAUUUGGGAUCCUGAAAAUAUGAAAAAAAUUCCAAAACCUAAAAUUCUUACUUUAGAUCCAAAUGAUGAAAAUAUUGUUCUUGGUAUUCCUGAUGAUAUAGAUCCAGCUUUGGUUCAUAAGGAUAACGGACCUCAACCAAAAGUGAAAAUACCACAUCCACAUGUUAAAAAAAGUAAGUUAUUGCUAGGAAAAGCUGGCGUAAUUAAUGUAUUGGAAGAAGAUACUCCACCACCACCACCCAAAUCGCCCGAUAGAGAUCCAUUUAAUAUUUCGAAUGACACAUACUACAUGCCGCGAUCAUCAGAAACGACAUUACGAUUAAAAGUUGGAGGUGGAAAUUUGAUACAACAUAGUACACCAGUAGUAGAACUACGUGCUCCGUUUGUUCAAACUCAUAUGGGACCAAUGCGGCUUCGAAAUUUCCAUAGACCUCCUUUAAGGAGAUUUAGUCAUGGACCACUUGCUCUUCCAGGACCUCAUUCUGUCCUGCCAUUACUAAAACACAUCAAAAAGAAAGCUAAGCAAAGAGAACAAGAAAGAAUUGCAUCUGGUGGAGGUGAUGUCUUUUUCAUGAGAACUCCUGAAGACUUAACUGGCAAAGAUGGUGAAUUAGUACUUAUUGAAUUUUCUGAAGAACAUCCUCCUUUAAUGAAUCAAGUAGGAAUGUGCUCUAAGGUAAAAAAUUAUUAUAAAAGAAAAGCAGGUAAAGAUCAAGGACCACAGAAAUACAAAUAUGGUGAAACUGCUUAUGCACACACUAGUCCAUUCCUUGGAAUUCUUACACCUGGACAAAGUAUACAAGCAGUUGAAAAUAAUAUGUACAGAGCACCAAUUUAUGAACAUAAAAUUCCAGAAACAGACUUCUUAGUUAUCAGAACAAGACAGCAAUACUAUAUCAGAGAAAUGGAUGCCUUAUUUGUUGCUGGUCAAGAAUGCCCAUUAUAUGAAGUACCAGGUCCUAAUUCAAAGAGAGCUAAUAAUUUUGUGAGAGACUUUUUACAAGUAUUUAUAUACAGAUUAUUUUGGAAGUCUCGAGAUACACCUCGACGUAUUAAGAUGGAUGACAUUAAGAAAGCAUUCCCUUCGCAUAGUGAAAGUAGCAUUAGGAAACGCUUGAAGUUGUGUGCCGAUUUUAAGAGAACAGGAAUGGAUUCCAAUUGGUGGGUCAUAAAACCUGACUUCAGAUUACCAACGGAAGAAGAAAUUCGAGCUAUGGUAUCUCCAGAACAAUGUUGCGCUUAUUUCAGUAUGAUCGCAGCAGAGCAAAGACUAAAAGAUGCCGGUUAUGGUGAAAAGUUCCUGUUUACUCCUCAAGAUGAUGACGACGAGGAAAUGCAAUUAAAAAUGGAUGAUGAAGUUAAAGUUGCACCUUGGAAUACGACACGAGCCUACAUUCAAGCUAUGAAAGGCAAAUGCUUAUUACAGCUGGCAGGACCAGCAGAUCCAACAGGUUGUGGUGAAGGAUUUUCUUAUGUUCGAGUACCAAAUAAACCUACAAUUAGUAAGGAAGAGCAAGAAGCUCAACCAAAGAGAACCGUAACUGGAACUGAUGCUGAUUUAAGAAGGUUGUCAUUAAAUAAUGCGAAAGCGUUACUUCGAAAAUUUGGUGUGCCUGAAGAAGAAAUUAAAAAAUUAUCACGAUGGGAAGUAAUUGAUGUAGUCAGAACGUUAUCUACAGAAAAAGCUAAAGCUGGGGAGGAGGGUAUGACAAAAUUUUCACGAGGAAACCGAUUUUCUAUUGCCGAGCAUCAAGAGAGAUACAAAGAAGAAUGUCAACGAAUUUUCGAUUUACAAAAUCGUGUUCUGUCCUCUAACGAAGUUUUAAGUACAGACGAGGGCGAAAGUUCUGAAGAAGAUAGUUCAGACAUAGAAGAAAUGGGUAAAAACAUAGAAAACAUGCUCUCCAACAAGAAGACUAGUACUCAAUUGUCGCUUGAACGAGAAGAACAGCAACGUCAUGAAUUACGGAAGAUGUUAAUGGGCGAAGUUCACGAACAGGAUAAGAAAAGCAAGGAAAAAAAGAAAGAAGAAGAAGAAGAUAGUCCUAUAAAUAAUUACAAUUCGCAACAAGGUAGAGUUCUUAAGAUUUAUCGAACGUUUAGAAACCCAGAGGGAAAAGAAUAUACAAGAGUGGAACUAGUAAGAAAGCCGGCGGUGAUAGAUACUUAUAUAAAGAUUAGAAAUUCCAAGGAUGAGACAUUUAUUAAACAAUUCGCCACUUUGGACGAGGCGCAGAAAGAAGAAAUGAAGAGGGAGAAAAGAAGAAUUCAAGAACAAUUACGCAGAAUUAAACGAAAUCAAGAAAGAGAACGUAUGCUUGGUGGUCCGAUGGGAGGAAGUAAUGCGUCAUCGAGUAACAUAUUCGACCGUAGUAGUACCAAUGCCCCAACCACUACAUCCUCCAACAGUAUCCUUCCAUUUUGUAAUUCUUUCCAAUCUACCUCUCCUGCUUCUAAACAUCCUAAACCCGAAAUAUCUCCUUCUAAACGUAAGAAACCUAAACUUAAACCAGAUCUUAAACUUAAAUGUGGUGCUUGCGGUAAUGUAGGUCAUAUGCGUACAAAUAAAGCUUGCCCCUUGUAUCAAAAUAGCAUAACUACAGCACCUGUGAACGUUGCGAUGACAGAAGAACAAGAGGAAGAAAUUGAAAAACAACUUAAUACGGAUGACCAAGACCUCGUUAAUGUAGAUGGAACUAAAGUAAAAUUAUCGUCCAAAUUGAUUAAGCAUGCUGAAGAAAUGAAGAGGCGUACGUUACUCUUGAAAGUACCUAAGGAGGCAGUGAGCUCUAAAAAACGAAGGAGAGCUACUGGAGACGAUCACUGUGAUUAUCUGAAACGACAACAAAGACCUGCUAACAGACGUAGAACAGAUCCUGUUGUUGUCAUGUCUACAAUGUUAGAAAGUAUACUUAAUGAAAUGCGAGACCUGCCUGAUGUUCAGCCUUUCUUAUUUCCUGUUAACGCUAAAGCUGUUCCUGAUUAUCACAAAAUUAUACAAAGACCUAUGGAUUUACAAACUAUACGUGAAAAUUUGAGACUAAAGAAAUAUCAAAGUCGAGAAGAAUUUUUAGCCGACGUCAAUCAAAUUGUAGAAAAUUCAACGUUAUAUAAUGGACCAAAAAGUUCAUUAACCGUAGCAGCGAAGCGUAUGCUGGAGACUUGUGUAGAAAGACUUGGUGAAAAAGAAGAUCGUCUAAUGAGAUUAGAAAAAGCAAUUAAUCCUCUAUUGGAUGAUAAUGAUCAAGUUGCACUUACGUUCAUCUUAGACAAUGUUGUUAAUAAUAAAUUGAAAUCUAUGACAGAAGCGUGGCCGUUCUUAAAACCAGUUAACAAAAAAUUAGUGAAAGAUUAUUAUAAUGUUAUUAAAAGACCUAUGGAUUUAGAAACCAUAUCUAAAAAGGUGUCUGCACAUAAAUAUCAUAAUCGGCAUGAGUUCCUUAGGGAUGUAGAACAAAUAUUGGAAAAUUGUACAGUAUAUAAUGGAAAGGACUCUCCAUUUACACAUAAAGCAGAAUUGCUUGUAAAAAUUUGUAAGGAAACGUUAGAUGAGUAUGAUGAACACUUAACACAAUUAGAAAAUAACAUAUUGUUGGUACAAAAACGUGCAAUGGAACAAGCUGAUAUUGAUCCCUCUUGGCUUGGACCAGAUGAAGAGAAUUAUACUAUUGUAGAACCAGAAUUUAGAGGGUUACAAAUUCCAAAUAUGGAUGACUUUGAUUUUGUCGAUGUAGAAGGAGAUAUGGAAGGUGAUGGCAGCAGAAGUGCAAACUCGAAGAAAAAGGAUGUACUUGAAGAAGAUUUACAAUUCUCUAGUGAGGAUGAAUUCGACGAGGUUCCAUUUGGUACAGAUGAACAAUCCGAGAAUGCUGAGAUGGAAACAAUUGAAUUAAAUGAAGUCAGAGAAGGUACAGAAAGUGGAGUAGUAUUGGCGGAUGAUGAUAGUCAACAGGCGGCAGAAGCAAUGGUUCAAUUGGGUAAUGUCGGUUUUUAUAUGGCGGACCAACAAUUGCUUCAGCAAGAUGAAAGUAUGGAUGUUGAUCCAAAUUAUGAUCCUUCGGACUUCUUAUUAGCUGGUUUACCAGCAAGAGAUGAAAAAAGUGAAAAUAAGAUACAGGAUGAUCUAGCUGUGUCCGAAAGUGAUGAUGAUGCAGAAAAUAAUGCAAAACAAAAACAAAAAACAUCACAACAAUUAUCGCAACCGGAGGAGGACGUUGGUGGUGAUUUGUGGUUUUAA
Habropoda laboriosa is the source of this 5685-nucleotide messenger RNA. RefSeq names its product transcription initiation factor TFIID subunit 1 (gene Taf1). Gene Ontology annotation, cellular component: transcription factor TFIID complex. The record is from RefSeq and is a predicted model, not a curated record. Lineage: Eukaryota; Metazoa; Arthropoda; Insecta; Hymenoptera; Apidae. Gene Ontology annotation, biological process: DNA-templated transcription initiation; RNA polymerase II preinitiation complex assembly; transcription by RNA polymerase II. Gene Ontology annotation, molecular function: histone acetyltransferase activity; DNA binding; TBP-class protein binding.